Molecule: messenger RNA, 3671 nt
Organism: Theobroma umbraticum
Lineage: Eukaryota; Viridiplantae; Streptophyta; Magnoliopsida; Malvales; Malvaceae
Gene: PHYA
Product: phytochrome A
Biological process (GO): signal transduction; detection of visible light; regulation of DNA-templated transcription
Molecular function (GO): phosphorelay sensor kinase activity; protein binding
Source: RefSeq, a predicted model, not a curated record
AUGUCUUCUUCAAGGCCAAGUCAUUCAUCUAGCAACUCUGGGAGAUCAAGGCACAGUGUCAAUUUAUCCUCAACCACAGUUGAUGCAAAACUCCAUGCAGAUUUUGAGGAGUCCGGUAGCUCCUUUGACUAUUCAAGUUCGGUGCGUGUAAGUGGAGACCAUCAACUUAGGUCAGACAAGGUUACCACAGCUUAUCUCCAUCAAAUACAGAAAGGCAAAUUCAUCCAACCCUUUGGGUGCUUGCUAGCCUUAGAUGAGAAAACUUACAAGGUCAUAGCAUACAGUGAGAAUUCCCCUGAAAUGUUGACCAUGGUUAGUCAUGCAGUCCCGAGUGUUGGGGACCACCCAGUUCUUGGCAUUGGAACUGACAUAAAAACUAUUUUCACAGCCCCCAGUUCCUCUGCAUUGCUAAAGGCCCUAGGAAUUGGGGAGGUUUCUCUUUUGAAUCCAAUCUUGGUCCAUUGCAAGACUUCUGGGAAGCCCUUUUACGCGAUAAUCCAUCGGGUAACAGGGAGCUUGAUCAUUGAUUUUGAACCUGUAAAGCCCUAUGAAGUUCCCAUGACUGCUGCUGGGGCCUUGCAGUCAUACAAGCUAGCGGCAAAAGCAAUUACUCGCUUGCAGUCUCUGCCUAGUGGGAACAUGGAAAGGCUUUGUGAUACAAUGGUGCAGGAGGUUUUUGAACUCACUGGUUAUGACAGGGUGAUGGCCUAUAAAUUUCACGAUGACGACCAUGGGGAAGUGGUUUCUGAGAUAACAAAGCCAGGCCUAGAGCCUUACUUAGGUUUGCAUUAUCCAGCCACUGAUAUCCCUCAGGCUGCUCGAUUUUUGUUUAUGAAGAAUAAAGUCCGCAUGAUUGUUGAUUGUCGCGCAAAACAUGUAAAAGUAUUUCAAGAUGAUAAGCUUCCUUUUGACCUAACCUUGUGUGGUUCAACCCUAAGGGCCCCACACAGCUGCCAUUUACAGUAUAUGGAGAACAUGAAUUCCAUUGCUUCUCUGGUUAUGGCUGUUAUUGUCAAUGAUGGAGAUGAAGAGGGCGAUGGCCCUGAUUCUGCACAGCCACAACAAAAAAGAAAGAGACUGUGGGGUUUGGUAGUGUGCCAUAACACCACUCCUAGGUUUGUUCCAUUCCCCCUCAGGUAUGCCUGUGAGUUUCUAGCUCAAGUCUUUGCCAUCCAUGUCAAUAAGGAGAUAGAGUUGGAAAAUCAAAUUAUCGAGAAGAAUAUUCUGCGUACCCAGACCCUUUUGUGUGAUAUGCUUUUGCGGGAUGCACCCAUGGGUAUUGUAUCACAAAGCCCAAACAUAAUGGAUUUGGUGAAAUGUGAUGGGGCUGCCUUAUUAUACAAGAACAAAAUAUGGAAACUAGGAGUAACUCCAAGUGAUUUCCAGCUGCAUGAGAUAGCAUCAUGGCUUUCUGAGUAUCAUAUGGAUUCCACAGGUCUGAGUACUGAUAGCUUGUAUGAUGCUGGGUUCCCAGGGGCAUUGGCUCUUGGCGAUGUAGUAUGUGGAAUGGCAGCUGUGAGGAUAACCCUCAAGGAUAUGCUUUUCUGGUUCCGGUCCCAUACUGCUGCAGAAAUUCGAUGGGGUGGUGCAAAGCAUGAACUUGGUGAGAAGGAUGAUGGCAGGAAGAUGCACCCAAGGUCAUCAUUCAAGGCUUUCCUUGAAGUUGUCAAGACGAGGAGUAUGCCAUGGAAGGACUAUGAAAUGGAUGCAAUCCAUUCUUUGCAGCUUAUUCUAAGGAAUGCAUUCAAAGAUAAUGAGACCACAGAUACUAACACUACUGCCAUACAUUCAAAGCUCAGUGACCUCAAAAUAGAAGGGAUGCAAGAACUGGAGGCAGUGACAAGUGAGAUGGUUCGUUUAAUCGAAACAGCGACGGUGCCAAUUUUGGCUGUUGAUGUUGAUGGCUUGGUUAAUGGGUGGAAUAUGAAAAUUGCCGAGUUGACUGGUCUUCCUGUUGAUAAAGCAAUUGGAAAGCAUUUACUCACACUUGUUGAAGAUUCUUCUAUUGAAACUGUCAAGCAAAUGUUAUUACUGGCAUUGCAGGGCAAGGAAGAAAAGAACAUCCAAUUUGAGAUCAAAACUCAUGGGUCAAGGAUUGAGGCUGGCCCCAUCAGUUUAGUUGUCAAUGCUUGUGCAAACAGGGAUCUUCAUGAAAAUGUUGUGGGGGUUUGUUUUGUGGCACAAGAUAUAACUGGUCAGAAGAUUGUCAUGGACAAAUUCACCCGGAUUGAAGGUGAUUACAAAGCAAUUGUACAAAAUCCAAACCCACUGAUUCCUCCCAUAUUUGGCAUGGAUGAAUUUGGCUGGUGCUCUGAGUGGAAUCCAGCUAUGACAAAGUUAACUGGGUGGAAGCGAGACGAAGUGGUAGAUAAAAUGCUGUUGGGGGAGGUUUUUGGGACCCACAUUGCAUGCUGUCGUCUCAAGAAUCAAGAAUCUUUUGUCAAUCUUGGUGUUGUACUUAAUAAUGCCGUGACCGGUCAUGAGCCUGAAAAGGUUCCUUUUGGUUUCUUUGCUCGCAGUGGAAAGUAUGUAGAAUGCUUGUUAUGUGUAAAUAAGAAAUUGGACAGAGAGGGUGCUGUCACUGGUGUCUUUUGUUUCUUGCAGCUGGCAAGCCAUGAGCUGCAACAAGCACUUCAUGUCCAGCGAUUAUCAGAGCAAACUGCCAUGAAAAGAUUGAAAGCAUUAGCUUAUCUGAAAAGGCAGAUCCGUAAUCCUCUUUCUGGGAUUAUUUUUUCAAGGAAAAUGAUGGAGGGCACAGAAUUGGGACCAGAACAAAAACACCUUCUGCAGACUAGUACCCUGUGCCAGCGCCAGCUUAGCAAAAUACUUGAUGAUUCAGAUCUUGAUAGCAUCAUUGACGGCUACUUGGAUCUUGAAAUGAUUGACUUCACCCUGCAUGAGGUAUUGGUUGCUUCUAUUAGUCAAGUGAUGAUGAAGAGCAAUGGGAAAGGUAUCCGCAUAGUCAAUGAUACAGAAGAAGAGGUCAUGACUGAGACCUUGUAUGGAGAUAGUGUUAGACUUCAACAGGUCUUGGCUGAUUUCUUGUUGAUAUCAGUUAAUUUUACACCAAAUGGAGGCCAACUUGUUGUUGUAGCUAGCUUGACCAAAGAUAAACUUGGACAGUCUGUUCAUCUUGCACAUUUGGAGCUCAGGAUAACACAUGCAGGUGGCGGAGUGCCAGAAGCAUUGCUGAACCAAAUGUUUGGAAGUGAUGGAGAUGCAUCAGAGGAGGGUAUCAGUUUGCUCAUCAGCCGAAAGUUGGUAAAACUCAUGAAUGGAGAUAUCCAGUAUUUAAGGGAAGCAGGCAGGUCAACUUUCAUCGUGACCAUCGAACUAGCUGCAGCAAAUAGGUCCAGAACCUAACUGAUAUUCAUGGAAAUAAUGAGACGAUGGUUUUGUACAGUGAAGGAGAAAUUUGGAGUUUGGCACUGUGUCAUGCCACAGCAUGUGGUUUUUAUUUGUUGAUUUGCACUUGAAGUUGCAGAUAGAGGUAUUUGGAUAAGUUGUGUUGGUGGGAGUGUAGGAUUUGUUUUCAGUUAUUUAGUAAGGGAUUGAAUGGGCCAGUAAGGGUGAGAGGCGUAGUUGCAAUCAACUGCUUGCAUAUUGAAGGGAUUGAAACAUGUAAUUGUUUCAGUGAUAUCUGAUAUGUUGGAGUCAUUUUUGUGUGUUCA